Messenger RNA from Zea mays, 3678 nucleotides. RefSeq names its product G patch domain-containing protein TGH homolog. Gene Ontology annotation, molecular function: RNA binding. The record is from RefSeq and is a predicted model, not a curated record. The coding region runs from base 205 to 3174 and encodes 989 amino acids. Gene Ontology annotation, cellular component: nucleus. The transcript is spliced from 16 exons. Gene Ontology annotation, biological process: mRNA processing. NCBI's taxonomy places the organism in Eukaryota, Viridiplantae, Streptophyta, Magnoliopsida, Poales, Poaceae.
UGCAUUCAAAUACCCAUAAUUCUCACGUAAACUGCAACGCCCUACAGCACAAAACUCAAAUCGCAGUUCCCGUCCAUCUGUCACCACCUCGCUCUCUACAUUGCGGAACCCUAUUCUCUCAUCGCGCUCUCGCCUCACCGGCGCCGCCAAUCCGCCGGCGAGCUAGGGCUUUCUGAUCACUGGCCUCUCCAGUUUCCCGCCACCAUGGGGGUCGACAGCGACGACGAGGAUCUCGUCGUCUAUGGGACGCCCAUCGAGCGAGAGGAGGACACCUCCGCCCGCAAGCGCCGGGCCGUCGCCGAGGCUGGCCAACUCCGCGCCCUCCCUGCCUGGAAGCAGGAGGUGAGGGAUGAAGAAGGAAGAAGAAGAUUUCAUGGUGCAUUUACUGGUGGAUUCUCUGCUGGCUUUUACAACACUGUUGGCUCAAAAGAGGGGUGGACACCACAGACAUUUACAUCAUCACGAAAGAAUAGAGCUGAGCUGACAAAGCAAAGCAUAUACAAUUUUCUUGAUGAAGAGGAUAUAAAGGAUAUGGGUGGUAAUGCUUUGGAGACAUCUCAGCAGUACGAUACCUUUGGUUUUACAGCUGCAGAGCACGCUCGAAAACAGGCAUCCAAGGAACAAAAGGAGAGACCAUCUGCUAUACCUGGUCCCAUACCUGAUGAAUUCGUGGUCCCCACCACAAAUUCAAUUGGUGUGACAUUGUUAAUGAAAAUGGGUUGGCGCCAAGGACGCUCUAUUAGGGACUCACAUGCUGAUUCCUUAUAUGAAUCACGCAGGAAUGCUAGAAAAGCUUUUCUUGCUCUCUCUGGUGCCAAGGAUGGUGAAGAUCAAGAUCAAAGUGCUGAAAAGCCUAGCUUAGAUAAAGCUGUUGUGGGGUCAGUCGGGGAAAUACCUGUAUCUGGAAAUACCCCUGUCUAUGUGCUUCAUCCAAAGCAGGAUUUUCAUGGAUUAGGUUACGAUCCAUUCAAGCAUGCUCCUGAGUUUAGAGACAGGAAAACAUUGCAGAAGUCAAGAGAGAGGGGCCGCAAACGAAAUGAUGUUUCUAUGAGGGGAAAUCUUCUGAUUUCUAACUCAGGACAUUAUGCUCCUGGUUUUGGGAUUGGAGCUCUCGAAGAACUUGAUGUUGAAGAUGAAGAUAUUUAUGCAUCAGGUUUUGCUUAUGAACAAACUGAAGUUGAUAUUGAGCCUUCAAAAACUGCCAAUGACAGUAAUUAUAAACUUGAUGACAGAAAAAGAGGUUUCUAUCUGAGCUUUAAGAUUGCCUCAAAUUCUGAAUACAAACUUGAACGGUUCCUUCCUCCUGAGAUCCCUGAUGAUUUUGAUGCUCAACACAAAUUUCCAACUCCAGUUCAAUCUGCUGAGAUGUUUUCUGACUCUGCUCCUCUUGAGGUUCCUCCACCAGAAGACACUAGCUUGACACUAUUGAUUGACGGCUGUGCAGCUAUGGUUGCACGUUGUGGGAAACAUAUUGAAGAUUUCUACAAGGAGAAAAGUAAGACAAACCCGCAGUUCCUUUUCCUAAGUGGAGGAGCUGGCUGUAACUAUUACAUGAGAAAGUUAUGGGAGCAUCAGCAAAAACAUAUUGGUCAGCGAUGGCAUGAUUCUGCAAAAUCAAAGACUUCUUCUGAUAAGUUGACAGCAGAGAAUCGUGGGAAAAUUCUUGGUGAAAGGCCCCUUGACAGAACUACUAAAGUACAUAGCCCAUCUCUUUCUGCAAAGGAAGCUGUUCAACUGCAAUCUAAUCUUACUGAGACAUUUGUCAAGCCAAUAUCCCUUGAUGGCCUACCAGAGUAUGAGAAGCCUUUUAGCAAUGAUCCUGCGAAACAAGUUAGAUUUGAGCAAUUUCUUAGAGAUAAAUACAAGGGAGGUCUUCGUGCUGCAAAUGUUACACCUACAAGUACUAUGUCAGAAGGUGAUCGUGCUCGGGAAAGGCUUGAUUUUGAGGCUGCUGCAGAGGCAAUUGAAAAGGGCAAGGGAAAAAAAGUUAUUGAUCCUUUGUCAGUGUUCUCUUUGCCUGGAAUGAAUGAGCAACGCUUUGUAGCGGCAACCCAACCAGAGAGCUCUGUAGUGAUACAAGAUGAGAAGCCCAUCUAUCCACAAAGGCAGCAGUUUGAAUGGCGGCCUUCUCCAAUACUGUGCAAACGUUUUGAUAUUGUUGACCCUUUCAUGGGGAAGCCAAUGCAUGUUCAAAGACCAAGGAGCAAGAUGGAGAACCUUAUCUUUAUGACAGAAUCCAACAAAGGAACAAAUGAUGAAGUGGAGAGCUCGAGUAGAAGUUUGCAGCAUGCUUCUAUGGAAGCGCUAUCUGAUGUUGAAUCACGAGGAGCCGCUACUGAUCCUGACUUUGAGCCCAGCAGCUUGCAAAGACCUGUUGAUCUUUACAAGGCUAUCUUUUCUGAUGACUCAGAUGAUGAUGCAGAUGAAAUUCUUAGCAAUCAACUAGUGGAUCCAGUGAAGACAAGUGAAGGUGCCAACAUGGCUCUCAAUCGUCUUGUAGCUGAGGAUUUCCUAGAAUCAUUGGGUAAAGAACUGGGAUUAGAAGUCCCGCCAGAAAGGCCUCAUGUUUCAUCUGAACCUGAAAAAUUUUCAGCUUCUCGGGCUAGUCUCUCAUCCCAGGAUGAAAGGAUAACAACUGCUCUCACCAAAGUAAAGGAGAAUCAGUGCUCUAUUGACAUUGUGCAAGUUGGCAAUAUCAAUGAAGAUACUCCAUUAGCCAGUGCUGAAACCCUUGGUAUGAAAUACGAGAAUCAGGAGAAUAGAACCGAGAAAAUCAGGUCUCGCCCUAUGAAUCGACAAAGCCAGAACCAUAGUCCAAGGUCUGAUUCAUCUAGCGAACGGCACAGGAGUUGGAAAAGGAGACAUCGUCACAUCUGGAAUGGAACUCCAGAAUCUGAGUCCGGUGAACGCCAUAGGAGCAAAAGAAAGGAGUCUCAUUCAAGACACAGAAAACGCAGGAGUAGAAGUCCAGGUAGUGAUACUCCCAGUGAUACCCAACAUGAGACAAAACGGAAGGAGAAAAGGCAUCGCCGAACUUACACAUCUGAUACUGAUUCUAGUGAUCAUGAACACAGCGAAAGAUAUAAAUCUAGUAGUAGGCGAUCAUCUGACAAAGACAGAAGUAGAAAGCGUCGUAUACACCACAAGCACAGAAGAAAAGAUCAUGUAGAUUAAACAUGAAUGGGAACUGCUGGAAUACGACUGUACAAACGAUGGAAGGUGCAGUGCAGGGCCAUUGGGUUUAGCAAACCAUGGAAGUUUGAUGAGAACACUGGGAGGUAUGGAAAAUUUGCUCACAGGAAGUAUUCUGCUCAUAUUGGCUUCAUUGCGUUCAUCACUUUUGCCCGAAGUUUUCUUUGUUGGAUUGGUGGAAUACCACUGUAGCAUUGCUAUACCACAAAGCAGUUUCAUGGAAAGGAAUCGCAAUCAUCUGGUCGCUUGUAGAAGUCUUAGGAAAAAGAUCUUGUUGAAGUAGCCGUGUUUGCAAAAAUGUUGAUCUUGAUAGCAAAUGGUUUGACUACAAAUCUAUGGUGUGUGUAAAACCGCAAGUUGUAUGAUAGCUAUUUUUUUAGUUUACUUAGUUAUAUGAUAAUGUAGUUUUGUUUUGUUUUACAGAAGGUAAUUAGGUUUUUGAGAAUGGUCAAAGCAUAGCGUAAUGGUUAAGGCUUCUGAGUAGAA